UUUAUCCUCAAACAACAAAACCCCAAGAUUUCUUCCAUGGCUACCAUACAGAACUCCCAUAUCUCCACAAUCCCACAACACCCAAAUCCCAAAUUCAAAACCCAUGUGAGGACAUCUAUUACAGUCUCCCAAAAACAGCAGAAACCCAAGAAUGACAACAAGGCUGCUUUUGAGGAGAAGAAGAAAGCUUCUGUUGAUUAUGACAAAGGGAUACACAACGUAACUGUGAGAAUUGAUGGAUUCCGCAAAUCUGAUUUGCCUAAACACCAACGUUUACGAGUUGAAGGGGAUAGGUUUCAGAAAGAUUGGGGUGUUUCUGAAGUGGUGGAGAAGAUUAUGAAGAUCAAUCAUUGGGAUGAUAUUGAAGGUGUUUUGAAUUGUUGGGCUGGACGUUUUGCAAGAAAGAACUUUCCCAUUCUUAUAAAGGAAAUAACUCAAACGGGUUCAAUUGAACAUAGCAUCCAUGUUUUCAAUUGGAUGAAAAAUCAGAAGAAUUAUUGUGCAAGAAGUGAUAUCUACAACAUGAUGAUCAGGUUACAUGCUAGACAUAAUCGGGUUGAUCAGGCACGUGGCUUGUUUUUUGAGAUGCAAAAGUGGAGGUGCCAACCUAAUGUUGAGACCUACAAUGCCCUUAUCAGUGCACAUGGUAAAGCUGGUCAAUGGCGUUGGGCAAAGAAUAUCAUGGAAGACAUGCUCCGUGCUUCUAUUCCACCAAAUCGAUCAACAUACAACAACUUGAUCAAUGCAUGUGGAUCUAGUGGAAAUUGGAGAGAGGCUCUUAAAGUUUGCAAGGAAAUGACUGAAAAUGGAGUUGGACCUGACCUGGUGACUCAUAAUAUUGUCUUAUCUGCCUAUAAAAAUGGUUCCCAGUACGCAAAAGCCCUUUCCUAUUUUGAACUAAUGAAGGGAACUAAAGUCCGUCCUGACACUACGACCCUUAAUAUUGUGAUACACUGUCUUGUAAAGCUUGAACAAUAUCAGAAAGCUGUUGAGAUAUUUAACUCAAUGAGAGAGAAAAGAUCUGAAUGUAUUCCUGACAUAGUCACAUUUACCACUAUCAUGCACAUGUAUUCUGUUUCUGGUCAGAUAAAAAACUGCGAGGCUGUUUUUAACACAAUGCUUGCAGAAGGUUUGAAACCUAAUAUUGUUUCAUAUAAUACCUUAGUUGGUGCUUAUGCUUCACAUGGGAUGGCUCAGGAAGCUUUAUCAAUCUUUGAUAAGAUGAAAAGUAAUGGCACCCGGCCUGAUGUUGUGUCUUAUACCUCUUUACUUAAUGCUUAUGGGAGAUCAGAACAGCCUGAAAGGGCCAUGGAAACAUUUGAACAGAUGAAAAGGAACAAUCUGAAACCAAAUUUGGUUAGUUAUAAUGUUCUGAUUGAUGCUUAUGGAUCUAAUGGUCUUCUGGACAAGGCUGUCCAAGUGCUGCGUGAAAUGGAACAUGAUGGCUUACAGCCCAAUGUUGUUACUAUUUCUACCUUAUUAGCUGCAAGUGGCCGUUGUUGUCAAAAAGUGAACAUUGAUUCCAUCCUAACGGCUGCCAAAAUGCGUGGAAUUGAGUUGAAUACAGUCGCCUAUAACUCCGCUCUUGGGAGUUAUCUGAAUGUUGGGGAAUAUGAAAAGGCUUUAUCCCUAUACAAGUUGAUGAGGAAAAAGAAAGUUAUGCCUGAUUCUGUAACAUAUAAUGUGUUGAUAAGUGGUUGCUGUAGAAUGUCAAAUUAUUCAGAGGCUCUUGAAUUUCUUGAUGAGAUGAUAGCACUGAAAAUUCCUUUGACGAAGGAGGUCUGUUCCUCUGUAAUAUGCGCUUACACUAAGCAGGGUCAACUUGCCAAAUCAGAAUCUAUGUUUUCGAUGAUGAAAAUGGAAGGCUUUCAGCCUGAUGUCAUUGCCUAUACAACAAUGCUAAAUGCAUAUAGUGUUGGAGAGAAUUGGGAAAAAGCUUUUGCAGUAUUUCAAGAAAUGGAAUUGAAUGGUGUUCUCCCUGAUGCUAUUGCUUGUUCAGCUCUCAUGAGGUCUUUUAAUAGAGGAUGCCAACCUGACAAAGUUUUGCUUGUGGCGGAUUUUAUGAGAGAGAGAAAUAUCCCUUUCACUGAGGCUGUUUUGUUUGAAUUGGUCUCAGCCAGCAGCAUCUUACGAGAUUGGAGGAUGAUUACAGAAAUUACUACAACAAUGGAGGCUUCACUCCCUUAUGUGUCUGUUGGAACGCUAAACCAGCUUCUGCAUAGUAUUGGCAAAUCAGGAAAGACUGAAACCAUGAUAAAAUUUUUCUAUAAGGUAGUCACAUCAGGCACAGAAGUUAAUUUAACAACCUAUUCAGUUCUGCUGAAAAAUUUUUUGGCUUCUGGAAAUUGGAGAAAAUAUAUUGAGGUUUUGGAGUGGAUGGAAGAUGGACGACUUCAGCCAUCAAGUAAUAUGUAUGACGAUAUACUCUUCUUUGCUCAACGUAGUGGAGGGACCGAGAAUGCUGCUGUUAUAAAACAAAGAGUUGAAUCCUUGAGAAAGAAAUCAGGACAUGAAACAACAAAUGAGCUUCUUUGGAGAUAAUCGUUGCCAUCCUACCAAUGCCUCGAGCUACUUGGGCAUAUUUGUUAGCGACCUGCUGCAGUUUCAAUCAAUUCCUUCAUUGGAUCGAGCAAAUAAAAGCAAGCCAUUUGGAUGCUGAUUUGGUUACUCCGAUGGAAAACAAUCAUGGCUUUGUAGUCAUCUACAUUUCUGUUCGUUGCCUUUUGACCUCGUAUAUGCAAGUAUACAGUCCUUCAUCGACUAGUUGCAACAAGAUACAGUCAAUGAACCAAUUUGCAGACCAAAUAUUGUAGAUGCACAACAGCCUCCUUGCAUUUGGACACGAGUGAUUGAACAUCAUGGACACAACCUCAAUAUUUUCCGGCUAAUAUUUAUUUUUCGAGGUUUCUUCAACUUCCUGAAAAGCUGUAAAUUUUAGCUAUUGUUAUAGAUGGAAUGUAAAUGGCUUUGUUAA
Molecule: messenger RNA, 2974 nt
Organism: Solanum stenotomum
Lineage: Eukaryota; Viridiplantae; Streptophyta; Magnoliopsida; Solanales; Solanaceae
Product: pentatricopeptide repeat-containing protein At2g41720
Exons: 10
Coding region: 37-2541 (834 amino acids)
Molecular function (GO): protein binding
Source: RefSeq, a predicted model, not a curated record